Abrus precatorius (Indian licorice) is the source of this 1290-nucleotide messenger RNA. Its product is annotated as probable serine/threonine-protein kinase PBL25. Lineage: Eukaryota; Viridiplantae; Streptophyta; Magnoliopsida; Fabales; Fabaceae. Bases 1 to 1290 code for a protein of 429 amino acids. The record is from RefSeq and is a predicted model, not a curated record. Gene Ontology annotation, molecular function: ATP binding; protein kinase activity. Gene Ontology annotation, biological process: protein phosphorylation. The transcript has 5 exons.
AUGAGUUGCUUUUCAUGUUUUUCUUCCAACGAAAAAAAAGCAUCAAAGAGGCCUAACAAUGGAAAGAGGGUACAACAACUUGCUACCCAAUCUCCCAAGGAACCAUCCCAACUAGCUCAACCAAGGCCAGAGAAUCAUAAAAAAAAGGUGCAAACAGAACCUCAAGUGAACAAAGAGGCCAACAAAGAUAAUGGAAACAAUAACAUUGCUGCCCAAACGUUCACCUUCAGGGAGUUGGCUGUUAUCACCAAGAACUUCAGGCAGGAUUGCCUAAUAGGUGAAGGGGGUUUUGGGAGGGUUUAUAGAGGAAGGCUAGAAAAAACCAACCAGGAUGUAGCUGUGAAGCAACUUGACAGGAAUGGAUUGCAAGGGAACAGAGAGUUUCUUGUUGAAGUUUUAAUGUUGAGCCUCUUGCACCAUCAAAAUCUAGUGAAUUUAAUUGGAUAUUGUGCUGAUGGAGAUCAAAGAUUAUUGGUAUAUGAGUACAUGUCAUUAGGAUCUCUUGAGGACCAUUUGCUUGAUCUCCAGCCACAUGAAAAGCCUCUAGAUUGGUUAACCAGAAUGAAAAUAGCUUUGGAUGCUGCAAAAGGUCUAGAAUAUUUGCAUGACAAGGCCAAUCCACCAGUCAUAUACCGUGAUUUAAAAUCCUCUAACAUCUUGCUAGACAAAGAUUUCAAUGCAAAACUCUCUGAUUUUGGACUAGCAAAGUUGGGACCUACAGGGGACAAGUCUCAUGUCUCAUCUAGAGUAAUGGGCACUUAUGGAUAUUGUGCACCUGAGUAUCAAAGAACUGGUCAACUAACUGUAAAAUCAGAUGUAUACAGCUUUGGAGUUGUUCUACUUGAAUUGAUCACUGGAAGGAGAGCCAUUGAUAACACAAGAACAACAAGGGAGCAAAAUUUAGUUUCAUGGGCAUAUCCAGUAUUCAAGGACCCUCAUAGAUACUCAGAAUUAGCAGAUCCCAUUCUUCAAGGAAACUAUCCAAUAAGAUCAUUGCAUCAAGCAGUGGCAGUAGCAGCCAUGUGUCUCAAUGAGGAGUCAUCAGUGAGACCCUUGAUCAGUGAUGUUGUCACAGCUCUUAGUUUCCUUGGUACAAUUCCUGGGAGUCAAGACCCCGCACUAACUGCACCAAUUGACAUGCCCUCCCCACCACAAGACAAAGAAGCCAAUAAUAAUGCCACUUUGAAUCUUCUUGAUGAUGAUAGUGUCAUGGAACGCCAAAGAGCAGUUGCUGAAGCAAUUGAAUGGGGUUCAAAUACUAGGAAGAAAGCACAUCAGCAUGAAAGCUGA